CAGUUGUCACAAGAGUUGAAGGCAGAGUCUGCAGAGAAGGUGAAGCAGUUCUCUCGAAGGUUCUCUGAGUCAUGGUAAAACUUUUUCUAGGUCUCAGAAUGGAGUAGGAGUAGGAGCAGGAGCAGGAGCAGGAGCAGGCUUAGGCUCCACACUCGAUUCAGCUCUGGCAAGUUAUGCUCUCCAUCGAUAGAGAGCUGAGCCAUCUUCAAAUAAUGUUGGAAAGCCAAAAAAAAUUCCAUAAUUAAGCAUUCUCACAAGGAAUAUUGAGGGUCAUCAAUUCCUAUAGCUUUGUUCUAAUAAUUAUUUGACCUUUCUAUGGUACGAACAAUCAUUAACUUAUUUUGAUUAUUAUUUAUAAAUAGGGCUCCCCUAUGAUGAACCCAGCUCUAAGGUACUUGACAUUGAGGUCACUUGGUUAUCCUGCUGUUCUUUCUUUGGCCAUGCAAGGGAUCUUUUGAGGAUUUAAAGACACAAAAACUCCUUUAUUUGCUACUGCAAGGGAUCUAAAAAGUAUAAUUUUAGACCCUGUAGAUGUUCGUUUUCUGUUUGGGAGUCAAUAAUGCAGCACUUGCCCAUGUCAUUUCUCAGUACUUCAUUGCUAUCAUACUGUUGUGGAGAUUAAUGAAACACAUUGAACUGUUACCUCCAAGUAUUAAAGAUCAACAAUUUAGUAGGUUUCUUAAAAAUGGAAAUCAUUCUCUGACAGAAGGUGUCAAUAAGAAUGAUUUGAAUCAUCAGAAGGUUAAAUUGAAUUUAAUAGUCACGUUUUAAUAUGUUUAUGUUCCCCCCUUAGAACUCCAAUUAUUUGAGUUAUUUUAAUCAUGCUUUUCUUCACGCUUCUUCCUUUUCAUUUCAUCUAUAGGGUACUGCAGAUGGUUCGAAAAAAACAGUAAGUCCAAAUCUGAUAGUUUUGGUGAGACAUGGUGUUAGUAAUGGAUUUUGAUGCACAAACUGGCUUAUGUAGCUUUUGAGGUUUUUUAUUUUUUAUUUUUAAUUAUUUUUCCAGUUAAGGCAAAUGAUGGGUGGAAAGUAUUGGCUGAUGUCAGACAUAGUGCUAUUGACCGAUUUUGAUGCACCAAACUUGCUUAUGUGGCUUU
Messenger RNA from Macadamia integrifolia, 1097 nucleotides. RefSeq names its product protein DETOXIFICATION 43-like. Lineage: Eukaryota; Viridiplantae; Streptophyta; Magnoliopsida; Proteales; Proteaceae. The coding region runs from base 532 to 771 and encodes 79 amino acids. The transcript is spliced from 4 exons. The record is from RefSeq and is a predicted model, not a curated record.